CAUCCAGCAAGGUGUCUACGUACGGCUCCCGAAGAACACGAAUUUUUACUUGUUAAAUGCGUUUCGGAGAUUUAAAUAUCGAUUUUUAGAAUCUUCCACAGUAGAAAAUUCCCAAACGACCGAACGACUCAUAAUUUAUGAGAACGAGCCAUGGGUAUGGGACACAGUCUCCACAACCAGAAGGAUUACGAGCCUCCGCCGUUGCCGUCGCCGUUCGGCCCUGGCGGACCUUUCCAGGGCUUCCCGAGGACCUCCAGAGUCUCCCAAGCCUCCUUACACUCUUCAGUGGCGUCGAACCCGCAGAAUCAAGAGUCAAGACCCCGAGACAGUCUGAGAAAUGACGAAUGGUGGCAUCAACCCCCACCCCCAGCCGUCAACCUCCGUCAGCCUCACGAGGCCUUGUUGACUUACGCAACACAAAUGACGGGCUGGCAGUCGGAAUAUGCCCCUGGGGUGCCCGUUCACCAGGAGGCGAUGGAACUCACGAGGACAGUGUCCUGUCUAGCCGCUGCCAAUCAGCAGUUGGCGGCGGCUCACAGUGCCCUUCUGGGACAGCUGGAGGGACUUUAUCUGGAGUUGAGUAAGGAGAGGGAAGCCAGUGUAAAGAAGUGCGAUGAUGACUUGAGGAGGAGGGUUGAGGUAGUUGAGGGAGUGAUGGGAGCCCAGUGUCAGUGCUCAGGGAGGAAAGUGGAGGGCGACUGGAGGUCGGUGAAGAAGAAGGGCAGAGGGGACGGGGACGAGGAGUACGUCAGGAGGGAGUACCAGAGGGCUGUGGAGAGGAUCAGAGUACUCGAGAGUGAGUUGAAGGGCGGGAGGGAGGAGGACAGGAGUGAAGGGCUCGUGAGGGAGGUCAGGAGGCUCAGGGAGGAACAGGUGGAGACGAAGGAGGUCAACAAGAGGCUGAGGAGGGAGCUGGAGAGGGUCAGGAGGGAUUACGAGGUAUCGAAAGAUUAUUUUAAAGCAAUGCGAGAGACUUCGGAGGACACUGCCAGGAGGAUUGGGGAUUCGAAGGGAACAGUGCGGGAGAACUCGAUUCAGACUGAUGAGGUGGAGAGACCCCAGGGGGGAGAGUUGGAGGAGUCUCUCAAGGAAAUUCAAAGACUGAAUGAUGUCAUUUCGAGUUUUAAGAGGGUUCAAAAUUCCGAUGCUGAACCCCUUCAUGAUAUCUCUCCAGAAACCUCAACCGAAGAGGAAUCCGUGGAACGCCCGACCCUCGACGACUUCAAGAAAGACCUCUGCCUGAAACGCGAAGCGAGACAGCGCGCGAUAGCGGCCGUCUCCUCCGAGAUGGACCGGCUCCGAAAAGAGCUCGACGCCGAGAAGGAAGCGCACUCGGAGACCUCAAAGGUCCUCGACCUCCUGAAGACCCAAUCCGAAAAGGCGUCCAGAAAAAGCGAGACCUUUUCGAUCGGCACCGCGACAGCCCCGAUAGAAGACGCGAAAGUCGCGAACGAAUGGCCGGAGCCGAACUCCAUCCAAAAAGACGCGCAACGGCUCACAGACGUGCUCAAGGUCUCAGACGAACUUCGCGGCUGCAUCAGACUUCAAAUCGAGAAGAUCGAUGACCUGCGGUAUCACUUGGAGUGCGAGCCUGAGCUGAACGCUCACAGGAUCGAGACCCUGGAGGCGAUCGCGAGAUCGAACAGAGACAGCUUCGAGACUCGAGAGCAUCAGAUGAAUCGACUCAAGAACAUGUUAUCCCAGAUUCUGGCUAGACUGGGGGACGACAAAUUUAAGAUUGAGAUAAGCGAGGACUUGAGGACUGAGCACGACCACCAGGUGGAGGACAUCCGGCGGCUGAAGGCCCUCUACGACGAGAGGAUGAGGGUCCUGGUUGACCUGAAGGACUCGGCGACAAAAGACCUUCUGAGCACUAGGCACAAGCUCAAGGGUCUCGUGAAGGAGAAGGAGUCACUGGACGAGGACCUGAAGAAGGCCGAGGAGAAGAUCGACGCGCAGGACACGGAAGUGUCGAAUCUUGAGUCACAGCUGGGGCUGACCAAGGCGGACUGCAGGGAUCUUCAGAACCAGAUGUCGCUGAUCAACAGCUUGUUCUCGCAGAUGUUGCUGAGCGCUUCCUCGGCGGAUAUGGAUCUCGACAGACUGACGCAGUUGCUGCAGGAGAAUCAUGACUUGAUAAGCGACAUGGCUCGGGAGGAGGGCACGGAAGCGGCAGCCCUCCCGAAACUCCUGCUAGACCUCGUGGAACAGGUGGAGGGACGGGAGAAGUCUAAGUCGAGCGAGGGAAGCUCGGAGAAGAAGGAGGAUGAGGCGCAGGAGGAGAGCAUUGCCAACAAUCUUCCCAAAGUUUGGAAAGUCCUGACGGAAUUAUUGAGCUGUCAUGCCGCUGGGUCCUCCGCCUCAACAUCGUCUACUCUGUUAUCUAAUGAUCCUAACAGUUGCUACAAGUCAGUGGACACUCCCACUGGCCCCAGGCUUGUCAUAUCAGUUAGCAAGACUUAUAUUCGACUGAAGGAGCUGAUCUUGGAGAAGAAACAUCUGGAGAAGGAGAUGGGGAGGAUGAAGCAGUUGAAUUCACAUUUGGAGAGUAAAUUGGGGGAACAGGAAAAGAGAUUGUCAACAGUAUCUGAUGAGCUCAGCAAGACAUGGAACGUCGUGGGCCGAAUGCAGGCUCAACACCAGCAGCUUCACACUCACGAAAAAAUUCUGCGUUACGAGCUUCAGCAAAAGCGAAAGAUGCUCCAGGAAUUGAAGCAAGAGUUGGAGUACUGCCGGGAGAAGUGGGAGUCGGCGAGACAGAAGAACACGAAUACUGAGAUCGAGUGGAAAAACCUCAGGAGGGAAUUCGCGGCUAGGAAGGCUCUAGCUCACGACUCGUUCAACAACAGAAAUUGCGCUUCUAGUGCUGAGAGUGGUUUCAGUGAUGAUCGGUGUGAUGACUCGGACGACGAGGAGGGGGAGGCCGAGGAGAGGGUGCGCGCAGGCCCACGCCGAAGGACUAGAAAGGAGAGUCCAAGGGCGCCAACUCCAGACACCGAAUCCGAGCAGCCAACAGACACCGAGGCAUCAGACCCAAAAACCGAGUCCCCGGACCAGAGGACGCCAACCCCAGAGACAUCUGACGGCUCUUCCGUAGAGUCCUCGAAGGGCCCACAGAACCCCCUGGACCAGGCCCUCGCGAAUGUCAUCCAGAACCUCAUCCACGUCGACGGCAAUCAGAGCACCGAUGAUCAAAAAAAGGCCCCAUCCACUGCCCAGAGGUCAUCCCCUUCAUCAAAUCCAGAGGAAGAAUCGAAAAUAUCAGGUAACGAAGAGACAAAAAAUCUUCAACACGAAGAAGUCCCCCAAGAUCACUCAUUCACACCAAAUCAUCAACAUUCAGCACCCGAAGACACUGAUAAGACCCCAGGGGACUCAUCUAAUCUCGUCUCUGUGUUUUCGAUUGGGCCUUUUCCAACAGUCGGUAAAACAGUUCAGUUCAGUGAUCCUCUGGUUGUGGGCCCUUCCAACGAUCUUCAGGGGUCCCUAUUCGGGUCUCAGAGUAAUGCAAAAUCAUUGGAGAGUACUUCGAGGAGUUCCGAGGGCCCCGAAGAAGUUCAGGGAUUAACAAAUGAAGGAGGAAGACCGGAAACGGAAGCAGAAAGAGCCAGGGAGGAUGAUAAGGAAGAUUUGGGCGGGAAAAUUGACGGAAGUUCUGUGGAUGGACCUUCGGCGUCGUCUUCGAGGGCCAGUAGAACCUCGGAGGAGGUGCUCGCGGCCCGCGAUGCGAGGCUGAAGAGGCUGGAGGAGCAGGCCGAGUGGCUGAUGAAGAAGAUGAAUGCAACCAGUCGGAGAGGAUCUGCUUUGAGCACACGAUUGGAGGAACUACAUGAAGCUUACGGGGAAAUUCCUGCCCCACCACCCAUGCCCGAUGUUCUGCCCUCUGUGAGGAUUCCCACGGAUCCGAAUGCCGUGGAGGAAUCUCAGACAGCAGAGCCGACAGGAACCCCAGAAUCAUCACCAUGAACUUCUCAAACUCCAGACAAAACCAUUUUUGUACCUUGAUAAAAUGUUUCAACAGGAGAAUCAAAUAAAAUUGACGAGAAAAAAAAAAUUCGACAAAAGGUGUACAGUUUA
Molecule: messenger RNA, 4077 nt
Organism: Diachasma alloeum
Lineage: Eukaryota; Metazoa; Arthropoda; Insecta; Hymenoptera; Braconidae
Product: cingulin-like protein 1
Exons: 10
Coding region: 151-3966 (1271 amino acids)
Source: RefSeq, a predicted model, not a curated record